CUAUCCCGCGACACCCAUCUGUUGUGAUGGGCAUGAGUUCUGCUGCGGAGGUCGUUGAUGCAGCAUACCAGGAUUAUGAGCCACACUUGAUUCCAGAGGGGGUCCCUAGUAUAGUGGAUGGAGCGGCAGUAGAUGAUUACCUGGACUGGUACACCGGUGUAUCUCACCGGUUCAUCAUCCCGGAUGAGAGUAGGGCCGAUCUCAGUGCUGUGGCUUCUUUGCGUCGGGUCGUUGAUUUGCUAGAGCAGGGACUUGAGGUCGACGACGGUCCCCCUAGAGAUACACGCUCCCGCACUUUAUUAGAGAAGUGCCUCACUGUCAUCAGAGACUUGAGCAGGACCCAGGGCGUCACUUUCGUUGGUGUACGAGGAGGCAGAGGUCGAGGCAGAGGAGGAGGCGGAGGUGGAGGUGGAGAUAGAGGAGGUGGCAGAGGCGGAGGCAGAGGUCGUAGGGGUAGGGUGGGUCGUAGGGGCAGGGGGCAGUGACAUUAUUAUUAUGUGUACUUUUAUCGCACUAUUAGUUUAUACACGCUUUAUUAUCGGUCUGUACUUUUAUCGCAUUAUUAGUUUGGAUUUCAC
This is a messenger RNA of Lotus japonicus, 578 nucleotides long. Its product is annotated as glycine-rich protein 2-like. NCBI's taxonomy places the organism in Eukaryota, Viridiplantae, Streptophyta, Magnoliopsida, Fabales, Fabaceae. Bases 27 to 485 code for a protein of 152 amino acids. The transcript is spliced from 2 exons. The record is from RefSeq and is a predicted model, not a curated record.